This is a messenger RNA of Closterium sp. Naga37s-1, 798 nucleotides long. The record is from the annotation of a GenBank genome assembly. NCBI's taxonomy places the organism in Eukaryota, Viridiplantae, Streptophyta, Zygnematophyceae, Desmidiales, Closteriaceae.
AUGUCCUUCCCUCGUCCUUCUCUCAAUCUACUCCCCUCUCUUUCUCACCGCCCUUCCUUCCCCUCGCUUCCUCCCCCCAACCCUGCAUCCUCCUUUCCUCUCAGCAACAUCAACUUCCUCUGGCUGUCCUACUUCCCACCAUCAUUCUAUUUUCCCAUACCUCUCUUCACUCUUUCUGACAUCAACUUAGUGUGGCUGCGUGACCCCCGCCGCUACUUCCCACCAUCCCACUCCCUCAUGCUGCCAUCCCUCUCCCACCAAGUCCCACCUCAGCAGCAGCACCAGCAGCUAGACGCACCACCAGCACAAGGGGCAGCAGAGAGCAGGCAACAGGCAGCGGCACCUGCACCCCCCAACACCACCGCCCUCACGCCAGCCCUUCUAGGGUCCCUCUCUCCAUGGCUCAUGGCUCUUCGCCCCUCUUCUGCUGUGCAAGCCAUGGUGCACCACUGGGCUGUUGGGGCUUUAAGGGGGUAUGUGACGGCAGUCGAGGAGGAUGGGCUCGGUGGAGGUUCGGAAGGAGGUACGGAAGCAGGUGUGGGAGAAGUUUCGAAAGCAGGUCAGGAAGAGGGUACGGAAGCAGGUAUGGGAGGAGGUAUGGGAGAUGCAGGAGAGGGGAAAAGAGGGGCAAGCGUGGGGGUGCUGCCAGAACAGUUAUUCCCGCCUGGGUGGAGGGCGGUGGGGGAUAGGGCAUGGCUGGAGGCGCAUAGGAAGGAGAUAGUGGCCUUGCAGGUGAGCUGUAGGGAGGACGGCAGGCAGCAGGAGGUUUGUCUGCGAGACAUGAAGUUAUGGCUGUAA